This is a messenger RNA of Rotaria sp. Silwood2, 825 nucleotides long. The record is from the annotation of a GenBank genome assembly. Lineage: Eukaryota; Metazoa; Rotifera; Eurotatoria; Philodinida; Philodinidae.
AUGACGACAACAGCAAGUAAAUCGUCAGAUUUACCUGAUAAAGAUCAAAUUCGUGUACAUGUUCGAUGUGAUGGUUCUAUUGAAAGACAAAGAUUUAAUGGACGAGUUUGGAGACAAUUAUGUAAAUAUGAUGGUAGAGAAGAAUGCCAGACAUUUGUUGCUAAUAGAAGUCUUUGUGUUGGACAUUAUCAUCAAACAUCAGGUAUAACUGUUAAUGAAUCAAAACGUAGACAAUUAAUUCAACAAUCAGCAACUGCUGCUGCAUCAUCAAAGGCAACAAUGAUACCAUCAAAAAUUCGAUCUAUUGAAACACCUUUAACUCUUGGUCUUAAAAUUGAUGAAUUUCUACGAAAAUUUUCAUCUCGUGUUACUCAAACAACGCAUUUAAUAACAAAUGAUGAUAAACAUACAUUACGUUCACCAUUAUCAAUAAAAUUAAUUGAAGCUAUAGCUAAUCAUUAUUUUUGUGUUUCAUAUCGUUGGUUAAUUGAUUAUAUUAAAUAUGAUCGAAUUGUUGAUAAAUAUGCAAAUGAAAUUGAAGGUGAUGAUACAGAUUAUCAUUCUCAAGAUGGUCCAAAACGUUCACGUUCAAUUGAUAAACGUCAUUCAUUUUUUGAAAAUAUAUGUUUUAUGAUUAAAUGUACGGAAAAUAAUGAUAUUAAAAUGACAAAUAAUCGUUUACAAGAUUUAAUCACAACAGGUGAUGGGCGAAUAAUAACAUGCGUGACACAAGAGCGACAUCAUAAUUAUGAUCAAUGUCGUUCAUUAGGUAUAUAUUUUGUUUCAUCCGAUUUUUGUUAUAUGAAGAAACUCCAUUAUAAUUGA